Molecule: messenger RNA, 1483 nt
Organism: Rubroshorea leprosula
Lineage: Eukaryota; Viridiplantae; Streptophyta; Magnoliopsida; Malvales; Dipterocarpaceae
Source: the annotation of a GenBank genome assembly
AUAAAACAAAUUUUAAGGGCAUUUAAAGCAGUCCGCCUGUAAAAUAAUUUUCUCAUAAAAUAAUAGUUGGAGUAAGACAAACAAGUCCGCUGCUGCACCUGGUAAUUCCUAAUAUAAGCUUUUCCUCACGCGUACAAUUCCCAUCUCAGCCCUGUCACCACUAAAACCCAAAACCCUAACUACUUCUUAACUCUGCUCCUCACUAGUGAACGGUCCUGCUGGGGAGACGCUCGGAGACUGACUCCGAGGAACUCGAGAUCUUGACUAAAUCAGAUUCGAGUUUUGAAAUUUUGUUUAUUUUCUUUCCUAGUAUUACAGCACUGGCACACUUGUGAGCUGCAAUUUUAUUCUUCUUGGACAUCUCAGGAUCAUGUGGGUACAGCAUUGCGCAGCAAGCUGCUCUUUUCCACAGCAUUAAGUCAUUAUUUAUGAACAAACCACUGAUUCUUGUCUGCAACAAGACAGAUCUGCAGCCACUGGAUGGGUUAUCUGAGGAAGACACGAAGUUGGUCAUGGAGAUGAAAGCAGAAGCCUUGAAGACUGUGAUGGUUCAGGGUGGCAAACCUGCAAAUGCAGAAGGGGUCCUGUUGACUAUGAGCAUUUUGACUGAGGAUGGAGUAAUUGCUGUGAAGAAUGCAGCUUGUGAGAGGUUGUUGGAUCAGAGGGUAGAAUUGAAGAUGAAAUCUAAAAGGAUAAAUGACUGUCUAAAUAGGUUUCAUGUUGCAAUACAAAAGCCACGUGACCAGAAGGAAAGGCCUACUUGCAUUCCUCAGGCAGUUUUGGAAGCUAAAGCUAAGCAAGCAGCAGAGAAGGAAAAGAGGAAAACAGAAAAGGAUUUGGAGAAUGAGAAUGGUGGGGCUAGAGUCUACUCUGCUAGUUUGAGGAAGAAUUAUAUCUUGGCUAAUGAUGAGUGGAAAAAAGAUAUAAUGCCUGAAAUUCUUGAUGGACACAAUGUGUAUGACUUUGUUGAUCCUGAUAUUUUAUUAAGGCUUGAAGAGUUGGAACGAGAAGAGGGUCUUAGACAAGCAGAGGAGGGAGAUGAAGACUUUGAGAUGGAUGGAAAUGAUUUGACUCCAGAAGAGCCAAAGGCACAAGGUGAGAUUCGAAAGAAGAAAAGCUUGCUUAUUCAACAGCAUAGGAUUAAGAAGAGUACUGCAGAGAGUAGGCCCAUUAUACGAGGAAAGUUGACAAGGACGGGGAGUUCACAACAGAGAGGAUGGGCAGGCAAUUAUCCCAAUUGGGGCUGGAUCCUUCUUUAGCAGUUGAUCGUGCACGGAGCAAAUCAAGAGGGAGAGGUCACUUGACAGGAGAGAUAGUGACGGUGAGGCUAUGGAUAUGGAUGUUGACCAACCGACCAAAAUGCUACGCUUAAGGUCUAGAUCCCAACCGAGAUCAAAGUCACGGCCUCCAAGUGAAAUUGUCCCAGGUGAGGGAUUUAAGGCAUCUAAACAAAAGGCCAAGGCAAUCAAAUUGGGAAAUUAAU